AUGCGAUCAAUGAAAAUGUUUGUUAACAUGAAUUCUAAAUUUCAAUGUGCUAAUACAACAUGUUUACCGUUCGUUAUUAUUGUUACAUCAAAUGUUCUUGGUUGUGAAGUAGCAUGUUUAAUGCGAAGUCAAUGCAAAGCAGCAACUUUUUAUCGAUCAAUUACGAUUUGUCAAUUAUUUAAUGAUAUAAUAGAUCUGAAUGGGAAUAUGUUGAUACAUACAGAUGCUACUAGUAUGAGUGUUAUAAAUGGAACGCGAUUUCCAUCAGAAUCAAUAUCGACACAAAUAACAACAACAACAACAACAACUUCAACUACAACUACAGCAACAACAACAACAACAACAACAACUUCAACAACUUCAACUACAACAACUUCAACUACAACAACUUCAACUAGAACCACUUCAACUACAGCAACAACAACAACAACAACAACAACAACUUCAACUACAACAACUGCCGUUCUAAAAAAUCCAGGUAAUAAUAUUCAGUGGUUAUUUGAUGGAAAUUUAAAUGAUGUUUAUGGAAAUUAUAAUGGUCAAUUAUUUAAUACAACAAAUGUUACAUGGAUGUCACCAGGUUAUGCUGGUUAUGGAAGUGCAAUUCGUUUUACAGCAAAUAGCUAUAUGAUUAUAAAUCGAGAUCUUAAUCUAAGUUCAGUAAGAUUGACCGUAUCAGCAUGGAUAUGGUUACCAAAUACACUUUCAUCAAAUGUUUAUUUUCCAUUAUUUAGUUAUUGUCCAGCUUCUUCUACAGAUAUGUGUUUACACAUGAUUAUAAAGAACACAAUAUUUCUUGGUUAUUUUAGUGAUGAUUUAACAGGAAGUACAGUAUUGAAAUUUAAUCAAUGGUAUCAUGUUGCUUUCAUUCAUGAUCCUCUUUUAUUCAAACAAUCUGUUUAUUUAAAUGGAAUUCUUAAUGGAAUUCGAGUUCCUAAUUCUCCAUUUCAUGGUAAUGCAAAUUACACAACUAUUGGUGCAGUACCACUUCUUAGUGGGUUUACACUUCAAAAUGGUUUUAUUGAUAAAUUAACAUUCGCAGCACGUAUAAAAAAUACAAGUGAACUUCUUGAUGAAGCAACACUUGUUGCUUACUUUUCAUUUGAUAAUACAUAUAAUGAUAAUGGACCAAAUCAAAUGAUAAAGAUUACAUUUAUUUCAACUAGUUUUGAUUCACAAGGUCGAUUUAAUCAAUGUUUAUUAUUAAAUAAUUUAGCAAAUUUAUCUUAUUUUCAAAUCGAUGGAUUAUAUUAUCUUGGUCAAACAAAUUAUUCUUAUUCAUUUUCCUUAUGGAUUUAUCCAUUCAAUAAUAAUGGAACUAUUCUUCAAGUUAGUUCAACAUCAUGGUGUAUUCCAAUGAUUGGUUAUGAUUCUUUCGGUCAUUUAACAAUUCAAACAAAAGGUCUAAGUGGAAUCUAUUCAAUAACAUAUACAUCUGGAACAAUUUUAUUAAAUCAAUGGACAAAUAUUAUAUUGACUUAUUCAAAUACAAAUGGUUUACAAUUAUUUUUAAAUGGAUUAUUUAUUAAUGGAUAUAAUAGUGAUUACAGUUAUUCAGCUAGUAAUAAUUCAUUGAAUACAAUCAUUCUCGGUAAUUCUAUUACAUUAAAUAAUUGUUCAAGUAGUAUGACACAAAUUGUUCCUUCACAAUUUCAAGGAAAAAUUGAUGAAUUCAAAAUCUUUUCUCGUGAGUUAUCAUUGGAUGAUAUUACUGAAUUAGCUCAAGGAACAACAUAUUACACAUAUGGUUCAUCGAGUUUAUGGAAAUUUGAUAAUAACACUUUCGAUAGUUUAUCAAAUCUUAAUGGAACCGCUAUUAAUUCGCCAAGUUAUAUUGCAUCUGGUAUUACUGGUAAUGGUUAUGCUUUGAAAUUGAUUCGUAAUAAUAAUCAAUAUGUAACAAUAUCAACAUAUAAAAACUUUGCUAAUGUUAGUUUUACAGUUGAAAUGUGGAUUUAUCCAACUUCAUUAAGUAAUAAUAUUGAUUAUGGAUUAUUUUCUCAAUAUGGUUCAUCAACAACAGAUAAUUCAUUACACUUAAUAAUUAGAAAUAAUAUUUUAUUGAUGGGAUUUUAUGCUGAUGAUCUUCCAUGUACAACUACAUUGUCGAUAAAUACUUGGUAUCAUGUAGCUUUUGUGUAUGAUUAUCGAUCACGAUCACAACUUGUUUAUUUAAAUGGUAAUCAAGAUUGUCUUCGUACUUCAGCUGGACCAUUUUUAGGUACAAGUGGUUCAAUAUAUAUCGGAACAUUCAUGCUUGUCCAGGGUAACUUUCAAUAUUUUGAUGGUUAUAUUGAUAAUGUUGAAUUAAAUAUGAGAGUAAAAACUAAUAGUGAAAUUCUUACUGAUGCGACAUUAACAACAUGGCAUUCAUUUGAUAAUAUAUCAUUGAUAGAUUCAGGUCCACUUGGAUUAACAAGAACAUAUAGUAAUGUUACUUUAGUACCUGGGAAAGUUAAUCAAGCUUUAAGUUUUAAUUCAAGUUUAUCUUUUUAUCAAGUUUCUGGAUUUGUUCUUCUUGGUAUUCCUAAUAAUCCAUAUUCAAUGUCUCUAUGGGUUACACGAACAUCAACAGGUGGAGGUAUUCUUAUUCAUCUUUCAACACAAACAAAUGGAACAGGAUGGUGUGCUGCUCUUAUGGGUUUUCGAUCUACUGGAGAAAUUAUUGUAAUUAAUUGGUAUGGUGGUACUGGAACAGAAAUAGUUGGUCCUAUUUUAUCUAUUAAUAUUUGGAUACAUAUUGCUAUGACUUAUUCACCAACUAAUGGAUUAAUUCUUUAUAUUAAUGGAAUUAAUUAUGGCACAACAGGUUCAAGAUCUUAUGGUGCUCCGGGACAGAAUGUUUUUUUAACAUUGGGUAAUUUCCUUGGUGGAACUUCUUGCAAUAAAACGUCAAUUACUUCAGACCCUUAUGUUGGUUAUUUAGAUGAAUUUCGUGUCUACUCUCGAGAAUUAUCUGCUGCAGAUGUUUACGGACUUGCUAAUCCUUAA
Adineta ricciae is the source of this 2991-nucleotide messenger RNA. The record is from the annotation of a GenBank genome assembly. Lineage: Eukaryota; Metazoa; Rotifera; Eurotatoria; Adinetida; Adinetidae.